AUAUUCUUAAGGGUAGAGUUUGAGAGAAGGAGCCAGGGGCGAUGGUUUUAAUGUGCCACAGCGGAAGUAUUCGGUGGCAAAAUAUUCGGUGGAUUUAUCUUUACACGAGCUACACACGUGGAUAGUUCAUCUAUGAAAUUAUCUCCACGUGGCAUUUUGGCCUGGUAUGACGUGGAGUAACCGGCCGAAAACAUUUUGACACGUAAGAACCAACCAACGAAGCCCAACCCCAAUACCCGGCCCCAUAGAUCUCACGUGCGUAAUGGGCUUCCGGAACGGAUCAGUUAAAAUGGGCCUGAGGCAACACCGGCCCAAUUUCAAUAAAACGCGUCACAUUCUUUCCUCGCCGUAAUGUAUUUAGUGAACCAAGUGGCAAGAGCCAAUGGUUUCCUUAAAUCGUCCAAAAACCGACCAUGGAUUUGCAAAUAGAUUGAGCAACAAAAACGAAGCCGUCAACUGGAGUGACGAAAAUUAAGACUUAUGAUCGUGUCAGAGGAAAAACUAUGGGCUCAUCUGGGUCUGUUGCCUGAACUCUGCUUCUUCACCAACCAAAAAUGGGGAUUUCAAUAAUAUUUGCAGAAAACAAUAAAGAAGACGAAAAAAAUAAGAACACUAAUGAUCUGACUUCUGCAUUUUGAUGGGUCUAUUGUAAAGAUUUGGGUGAUUUUUGUUGAUGGAAGCGUCAACUUGGAAGAGACAAUGGAAGCAGCGGAAGACACCAAAACCCAAAUGGAUAACCCACAGAAUCAUGGAGGGUACAAAAACCCUUUUGGGUUUGUUAUUAAAAGAGCCUCAUAUCUAAAAGUGACCUCGACAUGGUGAUGGACACGUGUCCUCCCUCCUCGAUCUUCAAAACCCUCGCGAAACUCCAUGAAUCUUGUUUUUUCUUCCUCCCUUCAGCUCUCGCCUCCAUUUUCGCUUUGAAUUUUCCACUCUGAGUUCUGGGUUUUUCUCCUUUUUGAUUUUAGUGGUUUUUUCUAUCUGGGUUUGUGUUUUCUUGGGCUUUACUGCCAUGAUCGUAUUGGAAUCCAUGGUGAGAUGAGUCGUAUCUUUCAAUUUAUUGCCUGAAAAAACAUAUUUGUUCCAAUUACUACUGUUAUAAUCUCUUGUAGGUCAGCUUCUGAUCUCCCUUUUGAUUCUGACGAUCCCUUUCAUUUGGGUGUUUUCUGUAUUUCAUUGUUGUUACAUAGUUAGGAGAAGGAAAAGGGUUUAUCUGGUUUCUGGUUUCUGGGGUAGUUUUGUAUUAGCUUUAGAACUGGCUAAGAUGAGCCUGAAUGCAGCGGAGGAUGAAUCGACUUCAGAAAUUCAUAUUCCAGCAGAGAUUGAUUGGGAUAUGUUAGACAAAUCCAAAUUCUUUUUUCUGGGUGCUGCUUUAUUUUCAGGUGUAUCAACUGCUCUUUACCCUAUUGUUGUUUUGAAAACUCGGCUUCAGGUUUCUGCUACUAAGCUAUCAAGCUUUAACAUGUCGUAUUCUAUCAUGCGCCAUGAAGGUUUAAGAGGGUUUUACAGAGGGUUUGGAACCUCUUUAAUGGGAACUAUCCCAGCUCGAGCCUUUUACAUGACAGCUCUUGAAGUUACCAAGAGUGGCGUUGGUAGUGCAACGGUUAGAUUAGGCUUUUCAGACACCACAGCCAUGGCUAUAGCUAAUGGAGCUGCUGGGUUGAGCUCGGCUAUGGCUGCUCAAUUGGUCUGGACUCCUAUAGAUGUUGUGAGCCAAAGACUAAUGGUUCAGGGCUGCAAUAACAGUGCUAAAAACCUUAAUUCUUGCGUCUAUAAGAAUGGUAUUGACGCUUUUCGAAAGAUCGUUUAUGCGGAUGGUUUUCGAGGAUUAUAUAGAGGAUUUGGGAUAUCAAUCUUGACAUAUGCUCCAUCAAAUGCUGUUUGGUGGGCUUCUUACUCUGUCGCUCACAGGCUUAUUUGGAGUGGUUUAGGCUACUACAAUAGUAACAAGGAUGAGAGUUUUAAUACUGCUGGGUAUGCCUUUAAACCAGAUUCUAAGGCAACAGUGGCUAUUCAGGGCUUGAGUGCAGCCUUGGCCAGUGGGGUUUCUGCUAUCAUAACAAUGCCUCUAGAUACCAUCAAGACUAGAUUGCAAGUUUUGGAUGGAGAAGAAAAUGGUCAAAGACGACCCUUAACGGCAUUGCAGACUGUAAGAAACUUGAUGAAGGAAGGUGGGUUGAAUGCCUGUUACAGAGGGCUCGGGCCGAGGUGGGCGUCGAUGGCUAUGUCGGCCACCACCAUGAUCACGACCUAUGAGUUUCUCAAACGGCUAUCUGCUAAGAACCAAGAUCGCUUGAGCUGAUCGCCUUAGCUGGAUUACAAUGGCUUGGAUAUAUUCCUAGAGGCAGAUAAUAGUUUGAUUCUGGGAAGAUGAUGGGCGAGGAAUUCUACUAUUGAAAAUCGUUACCUCGUGCUCAUGGCCUACCCGACUAAUCCAUUGAGUGGAACAAAACAAACAAACACGGGCUAUGGUUUGAUGAUUCGGUCUGCACGGUGAGAGAUGUGGAUUCAGUGUUCGAUUCGCAUUCUAUUUGCUUUCCUUCUAUAAUAGCAACAGUGGGUCAUCCUUGUAAGGUUCUUAGGAAGUGUUGCAGACCUACCUAACUCUCAACAGAUACAAGAGUGCUUCUUAUCUCGGCUUGGUCGCAGCAGUGAAUUAGUCCGGUAGAGCUUACGUUCGAUGGGAUUACGCUCUUUCCUUCCAAUCGAGCUAUCAACAAGAGAUGGUUGGUUGUCUUUGCUUCUUCCAAGAGGCUUCCAAGCCCACAACGGUCCGCUGCGGAGCCUUUUGUCACCGCGCUGACACUGAUGAACCCCUGUUGCAUCAAAAUGGCAUCAGUUCUCCAAGUUUUUGAACUCGAUACGUAUAUGGCGUGUAAAAUGGAUCUUUAAAUACCUCGUCGGUUCGUUGGAUAUCCAUUCCGAAACGAACUUCUCCUGAUGCAGGAACCAUUUCAAGUGGAACUUCUGAGACUCCAGGAAGAAACCAUAGCCUUAUCCCAUGCACAACCUUCAGAUGGGAUUGUCAACGAUCAUGCGAACGGGUAUUACCUGAGCUACAUUAACUAUCUGUUCUGAUUGAAUAUUGACAAAGACAAGAGGUGCUCCUGAAGAAACUGCAGCACAAAACCAGGCCAUACACCGGCUAGUCGUGGCCUCCAUGGAGUGCUCUCCCUGCAGUGGCACGAACAGGAUGGAGCUUAUGACCGAAGAACGAUGGUCGGGUAGAUGCAGGUCGAGUUUUUUGCUCCAUUCAUACUUCACACCUCUUCUGUUGAAUUCUGCACCAUCCGGGUUUGAUAUUCUUCUACUCAUUUCUGCAACAUCAAACUCUGUUACAUUUCAAGCUGCCACUUACAGAACAACAAUGGAGUACUAACCCACCCUGCAGUUCAUUGCACUGGUCAAAGGUGAGAUCACCGAGUACCACAACAUGUCGAUCGUCGGUUGCAGCUCCAACAGUGAACUUCCUAUGCAAAAUCGACGCCUUCUCUUGUAUGAUACGUGCUCGAAGCUUAAGCGUGGCAUCUCCACGCUUAACCUUCAGCCACACAACCUCAAACUGCUGGCUGAUCUUAGCAAGAUGCGAACUGAGGUCAGCCUUGAUCUUCGUCGAAACGAACAGCUCCUCGUCAUUGUCUUCAGCAACACCUUCAAUUACAUCGCCCGGUAAUGGCAUCGUCUCGUCCCAAUCCUCCAUAGCUUCUUGCUUCACUCUUUUCACACAAACGACCGUUGGAAGACUACUCAUUUUCGAGAUCUCGAAAGAUCAGUUGUGAGAUAUAUUGGGUUCGAGUUUUUGAGCUUAAAUUCAAGAAAGUUGUGACAUUGGAUCUGAUUAUUUCUUGAAUAUGUUUCGAACAUCUCAAGAGUGUGGGAUUUUAGGACUUUACGUCUGGGAGUUUGGUGGUUUCAAUUUCUUUAUUACUA
Molecule: messenger RNA, 3930 nt
Organism: Cucurbita moschata (crookneck pumpkin)
Lineage: Eukaryota; Viridiplantae; Streptophyta; Magnoliopsida; Cucurbitales; Cucurbitaceae
Product: solute carrier family 25 member 44-like
Exons: 5
Coding region: 1265-2302 (345 amino acids)
Biological process (GO): transmembrane transport
Source: RefSeq, a predicted model, not a curated record